This is a messenger RNA of Debaryomyces hansenii CBS767, 825 nucleotides long. Its product is annotated as phosphatase PAP2 family protein. Gene Ontology annotation, molecular function: phosphatidate phosphatase activity. NCBI's taxonomy places the organism in Eukaryota, Fungi, Ascomycota, Pichiomycetes, Serinales, Debaryomycetaceae. Bases 1 to 825 code for a protein of 274 amino acids. The transcript has a single exon. Gene Ontology annotation, biological process: phospholipid metabolic process. The record is from RefSeq and is a predicted model, not a curated record.
AUGAUCAGAUACUUAAAAAGUGACAUAUUCAAGAAAUAUGUGCCCGACUGGACCCUUGGAGUUGGUUUAAUUAUUUACUUCUUUGCUAUUGCAGAGCAUGCAAGGCCAUUUGCUAGGCAAUUUAGUUUAUCUGAUCUAACAAUCCAGCACCCGUUUGCAGUGCAAGAAAGAGUAACAGGUAUAGAUUGCAUAAUAAUAUCAUCUAUUGGGCCUGUCAUUGUGAUGUUGUUGGUUGUUGCAUUUAGCAGCAGGGGGCAGAAGUUUUCACACGAUCAAAUCCACCUUCUCCAAAUUUCGGUAUUGGGGUUAUUUUUGAGUUUGAGUAUUAAUGGGGUGUUCACUGAUAUUUUGAAGAACUGGAUCGCAAGACCAAGACCUGAUUUCUUGGCGAGAUGUGGUCCCAAGAAAGGAACAUCAUUAGUUGAGUUGGUUGGAAUAGAUGUAUGUACCGCUCCAUUGGGUCAAACUGCCUUGGUAGAUGGUAUGAGGUCGACUCCCUCGGGUCAUUCAUCGAUAUCUUUCUCUGGAUUGCUCUAUUUGACGUUGUGGUUGGUUGGACAGUUCCAACUUUUCAAUAAGUCACACCCUCUUUAUAAAUUAUUGCUUUGUCUGACUCCGUUGCUUGUUGCGUGUUACAUUGCUUUAAGUAGAACACAAGAUUACAGACAUCACUUUACGGAUAUCAUAAUGGGAGGAACUAUAGGUAUCGGUUUUGCAUUAUCGGUUUAUCAUAGAUAUUUUCCAUACGUAUGGAGUAAAAACAGUAACCACCCUAUCACUGACGAAGAUGACACUAUGAUUUUACCAACAUAUAAUACUAAUUAG